Arabis nemorensis is the source of this 1218-nucleotide messenger RNA. NCBI's taxonomy places the organism in Eukaryota, Viridiplantae, Streptophyta, Magnoliopsida, Brassicales, Brassicaceae. The record is from the annotation of a GenBank genome assembly.
AUGAUGGAAGAAGAUAUUACGGAAUCCGAAGCGGUGGCGAUAAUGGCAGCCGCCGCCGUGGCUACUAUGCCGAUGACUCCGAAGACGGUGAUGGUGAAGGAAGAGGAGGAAACCCAUCACCCUUAUGCGUUUCACGUUUCCGGACCGCGAAACGUAGCUUCUCCUAACUGGAGAGAUCUCAUCAGUUCCAGUUGGAAGGACCCCAACUACAAGAGAACAGUAAUGGCAUGCUUUAUUCAAGCAGCAUACUUGCUUGAACUCGACAGACAAGAGAACAGAAACGAGCAAAACGCUCUCGCCCCAAAAUGGUGGAUUCCUUUCAAGUACAAGUUAUCACAAACGCUGAUUGACGAGAGAGAUGGAUCUAUAUUUGGCGCUGUUCUUGAAUGGGACAGAGCAGCUGCAAUGGCAGAUUUGGUCGUCAUCAGACCCAGUGGAGCACCAAAAGCAGUACUUGCACUGCGAGGAACCAUACUAAAGAGUCUUACAAUGAGACGUGACAUUGAAGAUGAUCUCCGGUUUUUAGCUUGGGAGAGCCUUAAAGGUUCUGUGAGGUUUAAUGUCGCUCUGGAGGCGCUGCAAUCAGUAGCAAAGAGAUAUGGGAGCAGUAAUGUCUGUAUUGUGGGACAUUCGUUAGGAGCUGGUUUUGCUUUACAAGUUGGUAAAGCCUUGGCGAAAGAAGGGCUGUUUGUGGAUGCUCAUUUGUUCAAUCCACCUUCUAUAUCUCUCGCUAUGAGCUUGAGAAACAUCGGUGAAAAGGCCGGUGUUGCUUGGAAAAGACUCAUGUCAAUGCUUCCUCCCAGAAACGAGCCUUUGCUGCCGAAUGAUAAUGUAGGAGAGAUUUCUCCUGGCAGUGUUUCAGGGUUCAGGAACUGGGUACCUAGUUUCUACGGGCAGAAUCAGAAAGCUUCUGUGGAUAUGAGAAAAUGGGUGCCCCAUUUAUAUGUAAACGAUAGCGACUACAUCUGCUGCCACUACACUGACCAGGAUGGGGUAACAGAGAAGAGAGAAGUGAACAACAAGGAGAACAAUGGUCCUGUUGUAAACACUAAUUCACAAGCAGCAGCAAAGCUUUUCGUAAUGUCGAAAGGGAAACAGAACUUUGUCGAGGCGCACGGGCUAGAACAAUGGUGGUCAGAUAAUCUAGAGCUUCAAUCAGCUAUUCACAGCAGCAGGUUGAUCAGUCAGCAACUCAAGUCAUUAUACAGUAUCAAGUAA